This is a messenger RNA of Varroa destructor (honeybee mite), 804 nucleotides long. Its product is annotated as protein lifeguard 1-like. The record is from RefSeq and is a predicted model, not a curated record. Lineage: Eukaryota; Metazoa; Arthropoda; Arachnida; Mesostigmata; Varroidae. The coding region runs from base 1 to 804 and encodes 267 amino acids. Gene Ontology annotation, cellular component: membrane. The transcript has a single exon.
AUGUUUCGUCACACGCUAACACCGGCCACGCGUCAGACCCACAAAACAGAGAAAAAGGAUACUGAAACUCAAUAUCAGAGGAUUGAGUCUAACCAAGAUGGAAUAACGGAGUUCAUCUCGAAGAACCUUUUCGUAGGCAAAGCUCUCUCGAUUUUAGCAUGCUGUCAAUUGAUGUCAGCGUCGACGAUUGCCAUCACCGAAAUAAGCCCCGCCGUACAGCAGUUCGUCUAUGAGAACCCUUGGAUCGGCUGGUUGUGUUUGUUGGUGUCAACUAAGAUUACGAUCUUUCUUGAUGUGUUCCCGCCGUUACGCUCAAAGAUCCCAUACAACUUGGGGUUGCUUGCCAUUCUAACGCUUACCCAGUCCGCGAUCAUGGCAACAAUCGCUACCAGUCUCGAUUCUCCGGCGAUGCUAAUCAUGAUGACGAUCGUAUGCAUCUCCACUGGAACCGUAGCGAUUAUUGCUCUCUAUGCGAUUUUUGAUAUGACACCAUUUAUCAGCCAUAUGGCUGUCGCCGUAUAUGUUUUAUGUUGCGUCCAGUUUGGCAUGCUUGUCGUUUGUCCGCACUUUUGCCCAUAUAUACCGGUUUACGACCGAGUAGUUGGUGGAUUCAUGGCACUCGCCUACUCGGCGUACAACGCUGGUGUUGUGCAGAUAAUAGCCGAUCGGAUAGACUAUUAUGGCGGAGAUGUGGAGGACUACGCGAGCAGCGUCCUUAUGUUGCACCUAGAUGUUAUCAAUUUUGCUGUCAAUAUACUCAAGAUGGUUGUCGGCACAGCAGCGCGAAAAGACCAGCGGCGGUGA